AUGUCUACUAGUCAACAAUAUAUUGUUAAUGCUCAUUACAAUGGGAGUGUUGUUGUAUCAGAUGAAGUGGGUUUGAUCUUUGAAAACACUGACGUAACUCGUUUCAGUGUUAAUAAAAGAUCGUCAUUCCAACAUUUUAAAGAUAGGGUAGAGAUGAAGGUGCAAGCUGGAUCAGUUACACAGAUUACGUACAAAAAUGUUGUCCAUUUCGGGGACCAUCGCUUUAAAUUUGUUCCAUUAAAGGUUCGUGACGACGAGGAUGUUGAAACGAUGUUCUCGAAUCAUUAA
Messenger RNA from Lathyrus sativus (Indian pea), 288 nucleotides. NCBI's taxonomy places the organism in Eukaryota, Viridiplantae, Streptophyta, Magnoliopsida, Fabales, Fabaceae. The record is from the annotation of a GenBank genome assembly.